Cyprinodon variegatus (sheepshead minnow) is the source of this 927-nucleotide messenger RNA. Its product is annotated as olfactory receptor 11A1-like. The record is from RefSeq and is a predicted model, not a curated record. Gene Ontology annotation, biological process: G protein-coupled receptor signaling pathway. Lineage: Eukaryota; Metazoa; Chordata; Actinopteri; Cyprinodontiformes; Cyprinodontidae. Bases 1 to 927 code for a protein of 308 amino acids. Gene Ontology annotation, cellular component: membrane. Gene Ontology annotation, molecular function: olfactory receptor activity; G protein-coupled receptor activity. The transcript has a single exon.
AUGAAGCAAAAUUCCACACAGGUUUUAUAUUUCACUCUAAGUGCCUACAUUGACACUGGUUCUCUGAAGUACUUGCCUUUCUUCAUUGUCCUGUUUUUGUAUAUUCUAAUUGUUGGUUCUAAUGUUCUGUUAAUUGUUGUUAUCUGUGUAAACAGGAGCUUACAUGAGCCUAUGUACAUAUUUCUGUGCAGCCUGUUUGUCAAUGAACUGUACGGCAGCACAAGUUUGUUUCCCUUCAUGCUGCUUCAGAUCCUCUCUGAUGUUCACAAUAUUUUUACUCUUCCUUGUUUUUUGCAGAUUCUCAGUAUUUACACCUAUGGAACUGUAGAGUUUAUCAACUUAGCUGUUAUGUCUUAUGACAGAUAUGUAGCCAUAUGCCAUCCUCUGCAGUAUAAUUCACUGAUGACUUCACAGAAAAUUGUCUUCCUGGUGUCAAUCACUUGGUUUACCCCAUUUUUAUCUGUUGGGGGCACAAUGUUCUUAAGCUCCUCUCUGCAGCUUUGCGGAAACAUCAUUAAUAAGAUUUAUUGUGAUAAUCAUUCUAUUAUAAAACUGGCUUGCAAAGAGCCCAGGGUCAAUAACAUCUAUGAACUUCUCAUGACUUUUCUCACAGUUUGUGUUCCUCUGUCUGUGAUUCUCUACACCUACAUGAGGAUCCUUAAGGUGUGUUUUUCUGGAUCCAAACAGACCCGACAGAAAGCUGUCAGUACCUGCACUCCUCACAUCGCUUCAGUUAUCAAUUUCUCUUUUGGUGUUUCCUUUGAAAUCAUACAGAGCCGAUUUAACAUGACUCAUGUUCCUGGUGUGCUGAGAAUAUUUUUAUCAUUGUAUUUUCUUACUUGUCAGCCACUCUUUAACCCAGUUCUAUACGGCCUGAAUAUGUCUAAAAUACGCAGCCUGUGUAAAAAGCUGGUUUUGAUGUCAUGA